This is a messenger RNA of Talaromyces amestolkiae, 843 nucleotides long. RefSeq lists its product as uncharacterized. Gene Ontology annotation, cellular component: cytoplasm. The record is from RefSeq and is a predicted model, not a curated record. Bases 1 to 843 code for a protein of 280 amino acids. Gene Ontology annotation, biological process: cellular response to oxidative stress; cellular response to carbon dioxide. The transcript has a single exon. Gene Ontology annotation, molecular function: zinc ion binding; carbonate dehydratase activity. NCBI's taxonomy places the organism in Eukaryota, Fungi, Ascomycota, Eurotiomycetes, Eurotiales, Trichocomaceae.
AUGGCUUCCCUUCAAUUACCACUCAAGUCGCUAUUACGUCCUGCUUUUGCUGAAAGCAAUACGUCUGCUCUUGCUGUUUCGCGACAUGUCCAUUACCAACGCCGUUCCUGUCAUCACCAUCACUCGUGUCACCCCUCAAAAUCUUUAACAAACUCCGCAACAACACGCAAAAGACAACCCCAGACUAACCACUUCUCAACCACCCCUUCGCAUCAAACAGACAAACUCCAGUCAGGUCUCGAAUUCAACAAAUCCCAAUGGGCGCCUUCCUACGCCGAGAAAUUCGCCUCUCUCGGCAGCGGCCAACAGCCCCAAAUCCUCUGGAUCGGAUGCUCCGACUCUCGCUGCCCGGAGACCACAAUCCUGGGUCUCCAGCCUGGUGACGUCUUUGUGCACCGCAACAUCGCAAACAUUAUCCACGAAGGGGACCUGAGCUCUUCAUGCGUCAUCGAUUUCGCCGUCGGCGCACUUAAAGUCUCGCAAAUCGUUAUCUGCGGCCACACCUCUUGCGGGGGCGUAAACGCUGCGUUGGGCGAUGCGAAGCUGGGCGUAUUGGAUACCUGGCUCUUGCCGCUACGCAAACUGCGCGCGCAGAAUUUGUCGACUCUCGAGAAGCUAGACUCCAAAAACGCGGCGAUUGUGAAAUUGGCCGAGUUGAAUGUGUUGGAUGGAAUUGCGAAAAUCAAAGAAAAGUCUGUCGUGCUGGAGGCGAUCGAGCAGAGGGGACUCAAGGUCUCGGGUCUGAUUUAUGAUGUUGCGACGGGCUUGUUGAGGACUGUGGAUGGUGGGGAGGAGUCGCAGGAGGAGAUUAAGGCGCGGCUGACGGCUUUCAAGACUAAUUAG